This is a messenger RNA of Miscanthus lutarioriparius, 813 nucleotides long. The record is from the annotation of a GenBank genome assembly. Lineage: Eukaryota; Viridiplantae; Streptophyta; Magnoliopsida; Poales; Poaceae.
AUGCGCGCCAUCGCCUCCCCACACGCGCCUCCUCGCCCGGAGCCACCCUCAGCCGUCCGAUCAAGACCCAACGCCCCCGAACGCACCACUUUCCCACCAGCCCCCGUCACCGCCGCCCGUGUCCGCCUCCGCCGACCACCGGAGCCAGGGCCCUCGCCGCCGCCCACCCGAUUGAGCCGCCCCACUCCCACUGCGACGGUCGCCCCCGCAGCCGGCGGUUCCUUCCCCGAGCUCACCUGUCCCGCGGACUUUGCCGCCGUCGCCGCCCCCGGCGGCCGCUUCUCCGUCGUCGGCUUCGGAUCCCUCCUCUCCGAGCGGAGCGCGAGGAGCACGUUCCCGGAGCUGGAGGGCUUCCGGGUCGCCGCGCUGCGGGGGUUCCGCCGAGUCUUCGCCCACGCUGCCCCCAUCUUCUUCGAGCGCGGCAUCGCCAUCGAGGCCACCAAGGAAUUCUCAAGCUUGAGCGUGGAGCCAUGCGACAGUGAACUGAUAGUAGUCACUGUUUUCGAGAUCAAGGAGGAAGAGGUGCCAGCAUUUAUUGAGAGGGAACAUGAGUUUAGAUUUCUUGCGGUUGUCCCUGAAGGAUUGGAUGGGGUACCUUUUACAAAUCGAGCACAAUAUGAUCUUAUUGAUUCUAAUUGCUUUUUCAGUGUUCUUGCUGCGAAAAAUCUUGGAGAACCAGCAUACAGCUUCUUCUUAGACCACACCUAUCUUGGUGACCGGAAAACUACAAUAAGGGAAUACUUGGCCACUACCGGAGCUGGAAUCAUGGAAGAGGAGCCUCCCGAGUCGCUAAAAAGUCGCUACGGUGGCUGA